Molecule: messenger RNA, 358 nt
Organism: Staurois parvus
Lineage: Eukaryota; Metazoa; Chordata; Amphibia; Anura; Ranidae
Source: the annotation of a GenBank genome assembly
CAGGGGCGGACUGACCAUUUGGAAACUCGGGCACUGCCCGAGGGCCCGGGGUCAGUAGGGGGCCCCAUGAGAUGCCCCUGGUACUUUUUUCAUAGGCUUUUUUGAGUUUGGGCAAGGACACAGGGGCCCUAUGAUCCCCUAUUGCCCGGGGGCCCCAUGAGCUGUCAGUCCGCCCCUGAAUGUGACAUAAUUACCGGACCUUCCCCCGCUCUCCAUCCUGAAGGAUCCUAUUUGCCCGAGGGCCCGGGGUCAGUAGGGGGCCCCAUGAAAUGCCCCUGGUACCUUUUUCAUAGGCUUUUUUUUUGAGUUUUUGCAAGGACACAGGGGCCCCAUGAUCCCUAUUGCCUGGGGGCCCCAU